GUAUGACGUCAUUAGGCUGCGUCGCUUCCGCGCUGCAGUUUAACUGGAGGAAGGAUAAAGUGUCCAAACGCAGUGAAAAGCUCCUGCUGAAACAACUGAUCUCCACACUGUUUUAAAGAUGGCGUUUAUUAAAGAGGAGAGUGAAGAUGUGAAGAUUGAAGAAACAUUCACAGUCAAACAGGAAGAUCUGCAGGAACAAACAGACCUAAUUGAAGAGAAUGAGGGGAGUAAAGAGGAGGAACAUCAUGUCAAAAUUGAGGAAAAAACUCAUUUACAGACUGAUGAUAUUUUGAAAAGGGGAGACAAAAAUAGUUUCACCUGCACUCAGUGUGGAAAGAGUUUUGGAAGAAAAGGCUAUCUUAAGAUUCACAUGAUGAUCCACACUAGAGAGAAACCAUUCACAUGCACUCAUUGUGGGAGGAGUUUUGGAAGAAAUUUCGGUCUUAAGAUUCACAUGAUGAUCCACACUGGAGAGAAACCAUUCACAUGCACACAUUGUGGGAAGAGUUUUAGCCAAUCAUCACACCUUAAUCAACACAUGAGGAUCCACACUAGAGAGAAACCAUUCACAUGCACUCAGUGUGGGAAGAGUUUCAGCCGAUCAUCACACCUUAAUGAACACAUGAUGAUUCAUAGCAGAAAGAAACCAUUCACAUGCACUCAGUGUGGGAAGAGUUUUGGAAGAAAUUUCGGUCUUAAGAUUCACAUGAGGAUCCACACUGGAGAGAACCCAUUCACAUGCACGCAUUGUGGGAAGAGAUUUAGCCAAUCAUCAUCCCUUAAUCAACACAUGAGGAUCCACACUGGAGAGAAACCAUUCACAUGCAUUCAGUGUGGGAAGAGUUUCAAACAAUCAUCAUCCCUUUAUAAUCACAAGAAGAUCCACACUAGAGAGAAACCCUUUACGCACCCAGUGUGGAAAGACCUAUAACUAUUCAUCACACCUUAAUGAACAUAUGAGGAUUCACACUAGAGAGAAACCAUUCACUUGCACUCAGUGAGGGAAGAGUUUCAUCCGCUCAUCAUCCCUUUAUCUACACAUUAUGAGCCACACUUGAAAGAAACUUGCACUUAAGCCGCGGUCACAUUGGACUUUUCUCCCCAUGGAUUUCCAUUCAUAAGCACGGGAAUGCGUCAGACCGGAAACCAAGUUUGUGCAUCAAGUUUCGCAGUUCACUGCAUUGCAAAGUUCAAGCUUGGUGAACUCUGACCUGCAAAAUCGCAUCACUUGACUG
This is a messenger RNA of Danio rerio (zebrafish), 1235 nucleotides long. Its product is annotated as zgc:174650. Gene Ontology annotation, biological process: regulation of transcription by RNA polymerase II. Gene Ontology annotation, cellular component: nucleus. Lineage: Eukaryota; Metazoa; Chordata; Actinopteri; Cypriniformes; Danionidae. The record is from RefSeq and is marked validated.